Molecule: messenger RNA, 490 nt
Organism: Haliotis rubra (blacklip abalone)
Lineage: Eukaryota; Metazoa; Mollusca; Gastropoda; Lepetellida; Haliotidae
Exons: 3
Coding region: 109-468 (119 amino acids)
Source: RefSeq, a predicted model, not a curated record
GGCUUCCACGACGCCAGGGUUAUCCAGCCUUAUCUCUGAAGCCACGAAUCAACGACUGUCGUUCCAACGCAAAGAUCACAUCGCCAUUUUCUGUCAUCACUCUUGAUCAUGAAGGUCCUGUUGUUGCUCGCUCUGUCCCUCGUCACGUGCAAGGCGUUUAUUCUGGGUGGCUGCAGCACCGAUAAGGACUGCGCUGGGGAUGGAUGCUGUGUGAAAUCGUUUUUCAGCAGCAGAUGCUAUAACCGUCUUCAGUCUCUGUCAAGAUGCUUACUGAAAGCGACCACCAAUUCAAACUGCGCCAGCAUGUGUGCCACAGGUCUUCAGUGUGUUGACGAGAGUUCCCUGGAUAUCGCCAUUGAGCCAGGCUACAACACCGGAAUGUAUGGUCGCUGCGCCCAGCCAGCGUCCGGGGCACCUGCAGUAUUAACUACCGCUGCGCCAGUGGUAGCAUCUACUUCGUCUAAGUAAACACACAUGAUGACAACACAAA